AUGUAUCGCACCACCAAAACGUCACUGAAUCAAUCGAAAUUGUCUAAGUAUACUGACCAUAGCUCUGUGGUGGCUUUGCGCACCGAGGCAGACGACAAUCUCCCUCAAAUCUUCGCCAAACUCGGUUAUGACCAGGAUUUCUCGCUUGUAGACACCAAGUUGGCCCUUGGGUACCUGACUGUGGCAAUUGCUGGAUUUCUCUACUACUUAGAGAAGAACUACAAGUUUCAUGACACGAAAUUGGUCAUCGGAGGGGCCAUUUUUGUGUACUGUGUGAUUUGCGGUGUAAUGUUGUUCCUCUCUAAGGGAUCCCAGUAUAAAAAUAACAAGUACAUUGGCGUGAAAAACGGCAAGAAAAUUGCUGUUUUCACUCUGACGGAAUCUGCUUUCAGUCCGGUUUAUCAGGUGAAGGUUGUGUUCGGAGAGAACUAUGAGUCGCCGGUCGAGACAGAAAUUCCUUUUACCAAAGUGUUUGACAAUUUUGGGUUCUUGAAUGAAACUGAGUUCCAGGCGCAUUUGGAAAAACUUGUGGCGAAGAAGAACCAGUGA
This is a messenger RNA of Australozyma saopauloensis, 549 nucleotides long. RefSeq names its product signal peptidase complex subunit (gene SPC2). The transcript has a single exon. The record is from RefSeq and is a predicted model, not a curated record. Lineage: Eukaryota; Fungi; Ascomycota; Pichiomycetes; Serinales; Metschnikowiaceae. Gene Ontology annotation, biological process: protein targeting to ER. Gene Ontology annotation, cellular component: membrane; signal peptidase complex. Bases 1 to 549 code for a protein of 182 amino acids.